Molecule: messenger RNA, 7832 nt
Organism: Linum trigynum
Lineage: Eukaryota; Viridiplantae; Streptophyta; Magnoliopsida; Malpighiales; Linaceae
Source: the annotation of a GenBank genome assembly
CUCACUCUGCACCCUAUGCAAUGCACCCUGGGGCUACUAAGAAGUAUCGUACCUUCAAGGAGCAUUUCUAGUGGCCAGGAUUGAAGAAGGAGGUAGCUACACAUGUCUAUCAAUGCUUGGAGUGCCAAAUGAUCAAGGCUGAACAUCAAGCUCCAGUCAUUGAGCACCUACCGUUGGAGUCUCGCAGUGAACUUGGGAGAAGAUCACCAUGGAUUUUGUGUAUGGUUUACCGAGGACCCCAAGGGGAAAUGAUGGAGUAUGGGUGAUUGUGGAUCGCUUCUCGAAGGUGGCUCAUUUUAUACCCAUCAAGUUCAAGCCGGGAGUGGAGGAGCUGGCUAGGUUGUAUGUGAGGGAGAUAGUGAGAUUGCAUGGAGUUCCACUUAGUAUCGUGUCUGAUCGCGACCCUAGCUUCACGGCACGAUUCUGGGUGAGUCUUCAAAAGUCAAUGGGCACUAAAGUUCACUUCUCUACCGCAUAUCACCCUCAGAAAGAUGGACAGUCAGAGAGGACGAUUCAGACAUUGGAAGACCUGUUGAGAGCGUGUGUCUUGGCCAUGAAAGGAGCUUGGGACGAUCAUUUACCUUUAAUGGAGUUUGCUUACAACAACCAGUACCACAGCUCGAUACAAGCAGCUCCAUAUGAGGUAUUGUAUGGAAGGAAGUAUCGUACACCGUUGUACUGGGAUGCAGAGGGCGUACGACAGCUAGAGGGUCCGGAGAUGGUACAGAAGGCAGUGGAGAAGGUGGAGUUGAUUCGCCGAAACUUGAAAGCAGCUCAGGAUCGGCAAAAGAGUAAUGCCGAGAGGCCAGGGAACCCACGAAGUUAUGAAGUGGAGGAUAUGGUAUUCCUAAGGGUGUCCCCUUGGAAGGGAGUGAUGAGAUUUGGUAAGAAGGGAAAGCUUAGUCCGAGGUAUAUCGGUCCAUAUGAGGUGUUGGAGCGCAUUGGACCCUUAGCCUAUCGACUAGCCUUACCUCCCAGUCUAUCUAGGAUCCACGACGUUUUUCACGUCAGCAAGCUAAUGGCGUAUCGAUCCAACCCGGAGCAUGUGAUCAGACACGAGGACUCCAGUUGAAAGAUGAUUUGACAUAUGAGGAGGUUCCAAUCCAGAUUGUGGAUAGGCAGGAGAAAGAGUUGAGGAGGAAGAAGAUUGUCAUGGUAAAGGUGGUAUGGAGAAACCAGGGCAGCGAGGCUGCGACUUGGGAGACAGAGAGUAGCAUGAGAGAGAAUUACCCAAAGUUGUUUGUUGAUGUGAAGAUCGGUAGUGGGCGAAAUUCUGUGUACUCUCACUUUUAGUAAUCUUUUUAGUUCCCAUUUCUCGUUUUUUCAAUAAUAAGACCUGGUGAUUCAGGCCGGAUUUACGAUAGCUACCAACCCAGUUCAACCUACAAUUUCGAGGUCGAAAUUUCUUUAAGGGAGGGGGAAAUGCUAUAUCCCAACUAGCACUGUUCCUUCGAAGACAACACUAAAUCGUUCAAGUGGUUACUCUACCGUUCAAAUUUCGGGGACAAAAUUUUUAUAAGGGUGGAGGAAAUGUAACACCCCGAAUUUUGGGUUAUGGUUCGACCACAUUGCGUGAUCGGGUGGAUGGACAGUUGCGUAUUGAAAGUUGCAAUCGCGGAUUAGUAAUAAUAAUAAUAAUAAUAUUAUUAUUAUUAUUAUAUAAAUAAAAAAAAAUAAUAUAUAUAUUGAUCAGCCUGGGCCGAGCGGCCCCUGCCAACCAAUAAAUCCCCAUCCCCUAGCAAUCCAUUCCCCCAGCCGCCUCUCACCCUUUCAUUUCCCCAAGCAGAAGAAAAAAAAAAAUUUUAAAUCCGCCAGCAAGAAGUAAACCCCACCCGCCCCACUUCUCCAAUUGAGCGGCCACGAGAAACCCCAAAAUUCCCGACCUCCCUGCCAUUCUUUUCAUCAGUCGCCGCCCUCCGCAAUUUCUUGAGACCACCGCCGAUCAAAAUCCCAAAUCCCGAUCCCAUCCCUUUCGUGUUCUAGGUAAGGAUCACGAACCCUCUUUCGCGAUUUCUAAACGCGAUUUAUCGUUAGACUAAUUCGAAGCUCGAUUUUUAUUAGCGGUGACGUUGAGGAUUCGAUCAACGAGGAGAUCAACGUCCCGGGUCAGCCAAUCUAGGCCUAGGCACAUUCUAGAGGUAAGGGAACUCGAUCCCUUUGAGUUAGAUCGAUCGUAUUGGUGUUUUUCUUGAGGGUGCAAUUCUGAGGUUUUAGCAUCAGUCGUUCAGGCCUUUAGUGACAGAAUUUGGGUGGUCUCUAAAGCUACUGGAAAUUUCCAGAAAUUUGUUUUAGAGCGUUUAAAUUGUUUCGAGUCAUUGAGAGGGUUUGUUCUUGAUUUUAAAAUUUUUAUAAACUGAUUGAGGUCUAGGAGAUGGCUGUAAAUUAAUUUGGUAAUUUUUGAAGAUGUAUUUCUAACUUUAGAAAUUGUUCGAACAUUCGUUUUAAUUAAAUAAAAUUAAUUCCGAUGAGUUUAUAGGGUUUUGAUAAUUUUCCAGGGUAUAAGUACUCAUGAUUGAUGUAGGAAAAGUAUUACCCGAAUUUUUGAGAAGGUUCAAGGUAGGUGGAAAAUUCGUCCAAGACUAAAAUAAUUAGGAAAAGUGGUCGGUUUGGAAGGGAUCGUUUUUAGAAAAUUUUUAAAGUGGGUUAAAAGACCUUGAGGGCGAGCCUCGAGGGCUGGAUGUUGAGGAAAGGAUGUCCUAGUGACCCAAAAGGGAAUGCUAAAUCGAGAAAGGUCGACUAAGGAAAUGACUUUCUUAUUAAUAGGUUCACCGAGAUAAUUCGACUAGGAGGGAUUUCUUCGAGUAAAGAAUCGAGGAGUCAGCUUUAUAAGGUGAGUGUAAAGGGGGUAAAUUCUACGCCUUACGUGUUCUUUCAAGAGUACAAGUUUUGAGUAUUUUGAUGAAGUGAAUGACGUUGUUUGAUUGUGCUUAUGUGAUUUUGUUUGAGCUAUGCUUGAUGUGAAUCUGCAUGAGUUUUAUUUAUAUUUAAGCUUUCAGUUUAUAAGUUAUUGUUGAAGUUAUGAAGCAAGUUCUUUUUAAGAGGUAACUCACCUUCAAGAAGGUGAAGUCAUUUUAAGUGUUUUUAGUCACUAGCGUCAGUCCGUUGCCUUUUGAGACUGUUUGAGAUAGAGCAGUAGUUAUGCUCUUGAGAUUUUUAAGAUGGGCAGCAGUUAUGCCCUUGAGAAUCAUGGUGAAGAGCCACCACGAUAAGUUUAAGAUGUUAGGGGGGAUGAAUCGUUACGACGUCCCUAACUACGUUUAAGUUUAAGGAAAGCCUGGAUGGCUUCUCAUACGUUUGAGUUGGAAACCGGACUAGCUAGUGAGGGAUCCCUGUGUCAGUCAAAAGAUUUAAGUCAAGUUUUGAGCUUUAAGAAGGGAGAGUGACUUUAACUCCUGAAGAAUUUUAUGAGUUAUAAGUGUUAAGAGUGGAAGUACAAAACAACUUUCACUAGUAGAAGUUAAGUGUUUAGAGAAGAAUACUAAAGUAUAUAGAUUUUAUCGUAAGGGCGUAGACUGACCCCAACUCACUCACCAGAUCGUAGAGGAGGAAAUCCUAACCAGCCAAUCCGUGAUCAGCAAGCUAGAGGAGCUCAACACCAUCGUCGCUGAAAGAUGUCGAGCCAGGCGUCAGAGUAAGCAUCAGAGAACUUUUUCAAGUUAUUAAGACUUUAUGGUUAAGAGUUAAACAUUGGAGAUUCAUUUCUUUUGGAUGAUUUAAGUUUUUCCCACGUGUUUAGGGCUUCGAUUUGAGAUAUUGAGAUAUUUGAGUUGGUAUUUUAUUUAAACUUGUGUUAUUUGAGAUUUUUAAUCAUACCCCGGGGUAGAAAUGUCUUUUUCCAAGUUCAGAGAGGUGGGAUGUUUCAUGCUAGGACCUGAAAUGUAUCAAAACAAGCACAACCUAGCGUGAAAUAUGUCGAGGAACGACUAAAUACUAAGCUAAACGAAUAAGAAAUGAGGGGUAAAAGGUGUACAUUUGGGCCCGAAUCAAUGUUGCUGAUAGAUUAGUAUUGAAAAUAACUUUUGCUUAGAUGACAAUCUCGAAUACAAUCAACCAUUAUAUAACAUCAACACCAAUUGAUAGAAACAAAUAGGAAUAAUUAAAUUAUGUUUAAGUAGCAUAUAAGAUUUGAUUAUCAAAUUUUAGUAUUGAAAUUCAGGACUAAAGUAGUUGUUCACAGAAGAUGAUACUUAAAAUGACCUUCUGUAUUGAUUGGUGAAAUUGAUUUCAACUUCUGUUAACUAUGUGAAAUGUACUUGAAUUUUUUGUUUUUUAGAUGCCAAUAUUUUUUCUAAUAACAACAGUUUACUAAAUCAAUUGCCUAGCUUAAUGUUUAGGAGGCAUGUUACUUGAGUGUUUUGAACAAAUUGCUUCGCCUCUUUGUGAUCUGACUUGGAGAAAGCUUGCCGAGACAAUGCUUCUAUGUUUGAAAAGAUUUUAGGUUGCUCAUGAUCUAUCAAGAAUGCAAACUUCUUUGCAGUGCAACAAGUCUAUCAACUUGGAUCCUUUUUCUUUUUUCUCAAAUAAACUGUCAUAUUUACUGGUGGGAACUUUCAUUUUUCCCUCAAUGGAUGGUUAAGAACACCAAAAACUCAGCCCAAGGACAAAAACAACUUCGAAUAUUUUGAUUUAUUUUCAUCAUGGUUGUAGUAUGCGAACAUCAAAGUGUCCAUGUUUGUAGUCUUCUACAAGUGUCCUUCUGCCUUCCAUAUCUCAACCAUUUACUAUUUUGAGUUACUGAAACAGUAAGACAACAACCAUGAGCCGAUUUCAUCCAUGGACUCAAAUGAAUGAUGGUUGGGUGAAUGUGUAGGUGCCACAUCAUCUAAAUGAAUCUGUUGAAGUUCUUCGCUAAUAGGUUGUUGCAGAAACUAUCCUUGAAAUUAUAUAUAUUUAUGAGAGGUUACUAACAUAACGAUUCAUGGAAAGGAGUGCAAUUAGAACUGGUCAAAGUGGAUUUUCUUUCCAAAUUAAGUGCCAGCAAGAUACUUAACAUUAUUGAGCUGAAAAAGUGCCCUGAUAGUUUUGUUCAUUUAUUUUAUUGUUAUGGUAUAGUUUUGGCUAGCUCUUUUUCAUCUAUUGUUUCUCUAUGUUCAUUUUGGAUGCUAAAUGUCUACAUCUGUCUAAUUUAUUGAUCUAACUUCCCACAUGACAAAGAAAGAUAUAUGUGGGUGAAUUUGUCAGUAUAGAAUUCAAAAGAGGCAAUUAGCAAUCACAAAAUAUCAUCAUUUUCUGUACUAAACUCAAUUUUCAACAUAUGUUCAUUAUAUACUCUUGGAAAGGAUAAUGGAUAGGCAAAGAAGAGUGCCUUAUUUUUCAGAGGUACAUUAUACUUGUUGGAGGGAUGUUUAUACCGAGUUCCUGAUAUGUGCAGAUAGAGAAAGGGAGGCUGAUGUAUUUUCAAAUAGCUCUGCAAUUGCCAUCCUCUUUAUUUGCUAUGCCUUAUGGGUUCAACAAUAAAAGUACAGAAGUGUAUCCUGUUUCAGAGGACUCUUGCUUAAUCUUGUAAGGUAAACUGAAUGAAAGUCUAUAACUUUGUUGAGGAAAAGUGUCCGGUCUUUGUUGUUGUUUGGCGCUUUGACCUCCAUAGGGAAUCUACUGAAACUUAAUAUUGUUUGUCCUGCCUGUAGAAUUACUAUAUUGUUCUUGGCAACAUAAAAUUGAUCUAACCAUCCCGUUUCAACUUUCUUUUCUCAAUUUUGCUUUAAAGAUUCUCUCUUAACUUUUCGAAUUCAAAUUUUACAUCAUUAUUUCCUAUCAUUAUCCAUUAAUAUAAGAAGCAUCUUUGUUUUAUUAUGUUGCAAUGAUAAUUUUAUAUGUACAGAAACAGACGAUAAGCUUGGAUAAAACUUAUUGUUAAAAAAAAUGUCCCAAAUAGAAUUAUUGUUUAUGCAUCCAUAUGAUAACAUCACUUUCAUUGAUUUCCCUUCAACAUGAAGCUAUGAUGUAGUAGAUAAAUUAUUAACAAAGCAAGAGCAUCACCCGCUUUAAUGUAGAAAGCAUAGGAAGGCCCAUGUCUGAUCACUUUUUUCAUUCGUCAGAAUCUACUCGGAUAUGUUAUACAGCGACCAUGAAGCGCAUGAGUGAAUCCAAGAGAUUAUGGUUAAGGACCACUAUCAAUUGUGUUUUUCAUACUACUAAGUUAACAUUAAUGAACACGUUCAACUCCAACGUGGUCCUCUCUUCUUAACUUUUACUUAAAUAUUACGAAACAUUGUACUUCCAUUCUUUUGUUAGCCUUAUGAUCUUUAAGGACUGCAUAAAUUGGUCAGAUAGCCAAAAUUGUGUGGUAGUUUUCAAACUUCUGUUUACUGCCUGGAACUUGAUUGAAUGUGUCUUACUAGAACUGUAUUUAUGUUUGUAGCCAGAUGUGCAAGUGUAGGGGAAUUGGAUGAUUUGUCCAAUAAUUGGGAGUGUGGGUGUGCAUCAUUUUAACCUUAUAAAUCCCUUUCAAAUGGUAAGUUGCAUUACCACCGUCCAUCGAGGGAUAAAUGUCUACCUAGCUGGAUAAUGAUUCAUCUAAAAAAGGCAUGUACAUUAGCUUUUGUUUAUAGAAUUUCAUUAUGCCUAAUAUGAUGCUAUCUGAAAAUUUCUACCAUGUCUAAGCUACAAUUUCAACCAAACUUUACUAUUCUUGCCUAUGCUCCUAACAUCAGUACGAUGCUUCACCUUUGUAUGUAUUUUGUACUUAUACUACGAUUGAUCUUGGAAGAUCAUGUGAUGUUCAAUGUUGCCCUAUGCUUUUAGAACUAUAAGCUUUUUUUGUCUUAAAUGUGUGUUAGAUAUUGCUUUCAAUUGGAUAGGAUGAAAUGUGAAAAUAUAUAUUUAACAGCAGCAAUGGUUGUAUCAUUACCCAAGUGACUGUGGAAGCUUUACAUUUUGAUAUGCCUUCUCCCUGCGUACAUGCAUCAUUACUUUGUUGUUUUUCAUCUUUUGGUUUGCCUUGCUGAUAGUGAAACAUUGCUCAUUAAAUGCCUGGUUUUAUUGCAUAUCAAAUAUGUUGCUGGUUGUUAGAUUUAUAAUUACUAACUACUUCUUACUUAUGAUGCUACCUCUUAAGUUGAUCAACAUGAGUUGCACCUGAAGCGUCAUUUGAGUGGAUGAAGAUGUUUUGUAUGUGUAGUUUUUGUUGAUGUGUCCUCUAUUUGGCCUCUAUUCUUUUUUGGAAUUAUCAAGUGAGAUAUUUUGAACCUGAUCCAACCUAACCUAGGGGUUCCCAUUCAAACAUAUGUAUUACCACUGCAAAAAUGCUUAAUAACUAAACUAGAAUAGAUCUUAAUUAGUGAUUGGCUUCGUGUUUGGGUAUGGGUUGCUUCCAAGAAAUUCUCAUUCAUUAUUUGGCUUGCAAGCCUUUUGCUUUAACUAAACAGAAAACAACAAAUAUUUCUAGUAGGAUAUGAUUAUUGGUUACAUCAGUGCCUGUUGUAAGCUAUUUUACCUAUGACAUUUCACUCUGACUAUUUCGUCUAAUGAACUUGAUGUUUGGUUUUGCAGCUCCAGUUAUCACAACAUUGGAAAGUUGAGAAUGCAACAAAUCAUCAGUUAGUGGACGUUUAUAGUAAGGUGUAUUUACAUUAUUUUGCGGUGUGUUCUUUAUAAUGUGUUUUGUUCAUAUUAUAUGUGAUUGUGGUUAGCUAUUGAUCUAAAAAAAUAGUAUUGAGUUUAUUGGUUUGAGGUAUUGAUUUGUGUAUUUUAUGUUGGACCUCCAUGGGUCUGAUUGAAAAAUAAAACACUAUGCCAUCAAAUGUAGGUGUAUAAGAUCCCUUUUGUUUCUUUCCUAGGCCAUUCAUAUUUGCCUGAGAUUGUGCCAGGGAUAAUAACAUUAGCCUCUAUAA